Messenger RNA from Solanum lycopersicum (tomato), 912 nucleotides. Its product is annotated as small ribosomal subunit protein uS17c. Gene Ontology annotation, cellular component: ribosome. The record is from RefSeq and is a predicted model, not a curated record. Lineage: Eukaryota; Viridiplantae; Streptophyta; Magnoliopsida; Solanales; Solanaceae. Gene Ontology annotation, molecular function: structural constituent of ribosome. Gene Ontology annotation, biological process: translation.
UUUCCCUCAUCUCUUUUGUGUUAUCCUCACACAAUGUCUGUAACUUCUCCUCUUCUCUCUCAAUUCAAAUCCCUCACCAUUUCCACCCCUUUUCUCCAUGGCUCCUCUUCUCUUUCUCGUCUCUCCACACCCUCAUCCUCUAUCACUUCCCAAAAACCUUCUCCACCUGCUUUCCUGCCUCCAAUUCGAGCCAUGAGAUCAAUGCAAGGCAGAGUCGUCUGCUCCACAAACGACAAAACCGUUUCUGUGGAAGUUACUCGUCUUGCUCCUCACCCAAAGUACAAACGUAGGGUUAGGAAGAAGAAGAAGUACCAAGCUCAUGACCCAUUGAACCAAUUUCAAGUUGGGGAUUAUGUUCAGCUUGAAAAGAGUAGGCCCAUUAGUAAGACCAAGACCUUCGUUGCUAUACCUGUACCACCGAGGAACCAGACCAAGGUUAAGGAGGAAGAGAAUCAGGAACUUGGGCUUCCGCUUGAAUCUCUGCAGACGAGUUAGAGCAGUGUAUUGGAGUUCUAACUAAAUAGUUGAAUGUGUGCAUAAUUCUUGCGAUUCAUGUGGAUUAGUGAACAAGAUCAAUUGAGGAAAUUAGUGACUUUUUGAUGGUGCAAGAAUAUCAGAACUUGAUGGUCAUGUACUGGUCCAGUUUUAGGUAUAACAGAAGUUCAACUUCGAUUAGUCAGCUUGCAAUGUCAUUUUCUGCUUCUGUAUUGAUUGGGAUUUGGGACUAUAAAAAUGUACAAAUGAAUUGCUUGACCAACGUUGUUAACACAUAUCAUGCCACUAAGAGAUAAUAUUAGUGAUAAUUAUCUGAAAAUGUGUCUUCUGAAGGUUGCUUUGUCCUUUUGAUUUUUCCCUGGCUGCAAGAAUGAACCAUAUGAAACCUAAGAUGUAUAAUCCAUGAUAACAUUUUCA